Molecule: messenger RNA, 1386 nt
Organism: Funneliformis mosseae
Lineage: Eukaryota; Fungi; Glomeromycota; Glomeromycetes; Glomerales; Glomeraceae
Source: the annotation of a GenBank genome assembly
AUGAUCUUAUGGGAGAUAUCGGCCACCCUUACACAAUUAUCACUUGAAGAAAAGGAAAACCCAAUUCUUGGUACAUCAUAUGAUCAUAUUAUGCUUUAUUCAGGUGAAAAUAAAAUUACAAACUUAGAUCACGUAUUUUUAAUGGGAUAUUUGAAUUAUUCGGGAUUUGGUACAGUUUUAGAUGCUGGCAAAGCAUAUAACUAUUUUAAACAAGUAUCAUCAAGUCACCCUGUUUCUCAAUAUUAUCUAGGAAAAUAUUAUGAAAAUGGAUUAGGUGUUACAACUAAUAAACUACUAGCAAAUGCGCUAAACAACAUCGAGAAUGAUGAUGAUUUUGAAAAAUUAAAGUCGGACGUAUGGGGAAAUAUUCAUGAAUUAUACGAUCACGUUUUUGCAUAUAAGAUUUUAGUCGGAGGACAGAUAUUUAUCAAAGAUUUCAAUUUAGCUUCUUCGAUACAAAAGGAUGUUUUAAAACUUUAUUUAAUUUGGGCAUAUAAUUCAGCUAAAGAUGAUGAAAACUCAUUCAAUAAUAAUUCUUUUGGAUUGAACUUUUUACCGAGAAUAGAAACGUCAAAUGGUGUAAAUUUAGAUACCCCUAAAAAAUCAUCUAAUUGGUUAAACAGUUUAUAUCAAGAAAAUAUUAUUGAUAUUAUUUCUUAUGAUAAACUCGUUUCGAUCACCCAGUUAAAAAAUGGAAAGUUAGAUGAAAAUUACGAGAAUUUUGAUGAAAGAUAUUUGGGAAUCGCUAAUUUUGAAAAAAAGGUUGAAUUUGGAAAGGUGGAUCAAUGGAUCAAAGAGUUUCGUAUAUUUCAAGGCCUUGUAAUUCAAUCCCAUAAAGUGGAGAGUAGCAAGAAAAUUGCCAUGAAUAUUAUUCAAGUUCCUCAAGUGAAUUCGGUUGGCAACUUUUAUUUUGAAAUGAUAAAUCCAACGACAAAAUGUGAACAAUACGAAGUUCUUAUCAAUAAGAAUCAUUUAGAACCUUCAUUUGAGUUUUGUAAUGCCAUAGAAAAAGCGCUUAAUGAAAUGAAACCAUUAAAUGCCUUACAAAACAUUUAUUUAAAGUUACCAAUACUUGAAUCUUUAAAUUCAUAUUUUAAGAAAUGCAAACUUUCGCAUUUCAUUACACAAACAGGAAAUAUACUUGAAAAAGAUUCUUUAUAUAAUUGGAUUAGCAAUGCCAACCAUAACGGUUUGGAAAUAGUAGAGUAUGAUAAAUUAAUUUCUUUGUAUGAUAUUCUUGGGUCAGAACAAAAGAAGAAAAUCGAUAUAGUGACAAAUAAUAAUAAUCAAGAUAUAAUGACUGGAAUCACUGAUUUGAAAGAUUUAGAUAACGAGAAUACAGAGCAUUACAAACGUAUGUUCAUAGAACCAUCAUUGGAUGAUUAA